Pyricularia oryzae 70-15 is the source of this 3581-nucleotide messenger RNA. RefSeq lists its product as uncharacterized. NCBI's taxonomy places the organism in Eukaryota, Fungi, Ascomycota, Sordariomycetes, Magnaporthales, Pyriculariaceae. The record is from RefSeq and is a predicted model, not a curated record. Gene Ontology annotation, molecular function: zinc ion binding; DNA-binding transcription factor activity, RNA polymerase II-specific. Gene Ontology annotation, biological process: regulation of DNA-templated transcription. Bases 207 to 3518 code for a protein of 1103 amino acids. The transcript is spliced from 2 exons.
ACUGACGCACCUCAAUUCAAGAGCCGCGAACAAAGCCGAAGGACAGUCCCGAUCUGGGAACUUCGGCCUAAAUUGGCUUGAGGAUAUCGCCGCCGGCGUUUGCUGUCAUUGACUGCCCAGCUAGCUAGCCAUAUGGGUUAGGUAGCUAGCUGCAUCACAAACGCGACGACAACAGAUGCCAACCUAGCAGUCAAACAUCUGCGACCAUGGACGCCUUCGCUUUCCUCAACGACGACGCGGCCGCCGGUUCGCACCAUGUCUGCUACUCGACCGAGGAUAUCCGCAAACAACUCGAUGACAUACUGUUACCCAAGACGAGCGAGACGAAAGCGGAACAUGUGGAUGCGAAAUUCAAAUUCCCCUCAACAGCCCAUUUCCUCGUCGUUGUCAAUGAGGCCGAGAACGCUGCCUUGGAGAGUGCGGCGUCGUUAGUCGGCGGGGCGCGCCCCUUCGCCGGUCACAACCAGACAGUCCUGGCUCUCGGAAACGGCCAGUACCAGCGCCAGAUAACUACCCAUGAUGCGUUCGUCAACCAACCCCAGGACGACCCAGUAUUGCAACGCGCCGUCGCAAAACAGAUUGCAGGGGCUUUAUCGUCGCCCGGGGAGGUCACUUCGUCUUGGAACGUCAGGACUAUCGCGCGCGCAUCAUCCGGGUGGACGUUUGAGUAUAUCUGCAAGGAUUCCCUACAGGUGUGGCAGCGACAGCAUGCCAAGGAAACGCUACCUGUGGUUGGACUCUCCAGCGGUAAGGAUGGGCAGAACGCUACUCUGAUGAGUCGGCCAGCGUUCAACUGUCGGGGUUCUCUGACAAUUCACUUCAAGAGAACCGACAUGGAGAUCGAGGUCAAAUACAGCCAUAUGCCUCUUCACAAAACGGUCGCGGAGCUUUAUGAGAUAUUCACGCCGCCCCCAGAGCCAACUCUGGCCCACCCUCAGAAACGUGCUGCCCCAACUACCGACGGCGAAGCAGCAACGCCCGCCAAAAAGAAGAAAAAGAAGAGCAAGGCGGGUACCAAAUCGACAAAUGGUCAAGGCGAGACCACAGAGGCAUCCAUCAUUGUGGUAGAAGGGCCACCAGAGGACAUUCCUGUAGGCGAUGGUGCUCCCGAGGCCAGUCAGGCUACGCCCUCAACCAAGAAGAAGCGAACUCCAAAGCCGAAAAAGUCUCAGGCUAUGGUCAACGAUGAGACAGCGGUAGCUGAGGCACAAGAUAGUGCGAACACGGAUACAUCCGCCGUCAACGUUCAUGUGCUCGAUCUUCCACCUGGUGAGGCGGACAGGAGGCGUGACCAUGCCAAUGGGUUACUCAUUACUAGCGGAAUAGAUCCUGCCACACUGUCCGAAGAGCAGUUCAACAUAUUUUCCAACCAGUCGCCUGAACUUCAGCAGGAAUCUCUGGCUAUGUUGGUCAAAUAUGGUGCCGAGAGACUGAGGAUCGUACACCCGAAUAAGGACGCACAAGCAAGUACUCCUACACCAUCGACACCGGCUACACCAGAUAGCUCGGCCGCCACAGCCUCCUCAGAUGCCGAAACUGCAAGCUCCACGACCAAGAAGAAGAAGAAGAAGUCGGCAAAGAAGUCUCUGGCUUGUGCUGAGUCUGGCGAAGACGCAACUCCAAGUGGGACGAAGAAGAAGAAGCUAACCCGUGGCAAAUGCGACCCUUGUCGAGACGCCAAGACUCUGUGCUCCAAAACCAAGCCCACUUGCGAGCAAUGUCGCAUGACCAACAUUGAGUGCCAUUAUCGCCAAGAAAUUCCCACGGGCCCCAGAGGCAACGCAAAGUCAGAGGAGCAUAUUGAGUCAAAACCUGAACCGGUCGUUGCACCAAUACCUCCGUCAGCUCCAGCACCGCCUCCGGCACUGGAGGAGGAAGAGCCAGAUGACCUGCCUUCUCCUGGUUUUGGACAGCAAACCACGGCCACGGACUGGGCCGAUACUCAGACUCAGACCCAGACACAGACCAAUGACGACAACGUAUCGAGCUACCAGCCCCAACCAGUUGAUGAGUCUAGAGAGCAUACCUUGACUGCACCGAGCUUAGAAUAUCCCCAGCACACCGGUUUUGCAAGCCAUGCAAGUCAUACAGCUCAGGUGCCCGAAGCGGUGAUGGAAGAACCGGUCCAGCCGUCAAGGCCAAGUCGAGAAGCUGCCUCUGCACAGCAGGCCGCCGGCAUCUCCCGGACGGGUCGCAGGAGCCUUCCCACAGGUCAGCGCACCCAACCCAAAGUAGUAGACCAUCCGGCCCCGGAUAGUACCCCAUGGGCGAAUUUCUCCAACACCGCUCCCGCUCCGCCUACGCAGCCGGUACAGGUACAGGCACAGGUACAGGUACAGGAUACGGCGAAUCAUGGGUACCAGGUGCACACUAGGAGCAGAUCCCGGACAUCCAUGAACACGGCAGAUUUUGGCUCACAGGGACCCAGUCAAGGCUUGCGAGAAGCUGCGGCUUUGUCUCAGGCCGCUAUGCAACAGACAAGUCGGGCUUCGCCACAAACCCAGCCAUUACAGCCGGCCAGGACUAGCUCAAGGCAAAGCCAGCGGCCAGUGGUGUCGCGAGAAUACCAGUCUGCGGCCAUCAGUAACUCUUCUGAUUACGGACCGCCGACCAUGUCUAAUUCUUACUCCUCUGUCGGUGCCUCCGUGGGUACCGCUGCGCAGGAUCCCCACGCUCAAUACUAUGGGAGUAGCAGCAGCAACGACAAUAAUACAUUCGCAUCAACAAGCACUGGUCAAGCUGGCGGCAGCACUGGCAAUGGGACCGGUCAAAGCUCAUAUACCAGCCAACCUGCCUCCAAUAACGCACCGGCUUACCCAUCAUACGACAAUUACAGCACUCACAAUGCCACCCCUCACAGGCCUACAACGCAAACAACGCAAACUUACCGCAAUCCCGUUACACGGCCCACCUCGACUGCAUAUAAGUCUUCAGCCAGCAAUAGCAACAACCAAUGGCCGUCUGCUACCGCGCCACAGGUCCACAACUCAAAGACUUACAACAACAAUUCGGCAACAGCCACAGCAAGCCGUACAGACCAGACAGCGCCCAUGUCACAGCCGAGUUCCAUACAUGGUUUCAGCGUGCGGCCCACCUCGCCACAUGCCACGAGAAGCUCGGUUCGUGCAUCGUACCAUCAGCAGCAGCAGCAGCAGCAGCAGCAGCAGCAGCAGCAGCGCCAGCAGAGUCCCUCGCAGCCACAGACACAACAGUCGCAGCAGCAACAGCAGCAGGGUUAUGCAUCGUAUGGGCGGCAGCCACAGUCGACCUCCAGCCAGCACCCGCAGCAGCAGCAAGGAUGGUAUGGAUACGCAGCGACAAACAGCAAUCCAGCCGGAUACAGAGGUGUCGUCGAUCCUCAACAAGCCGUGAACGGCGGCUACGACACUAGUCACGUCGGAGGCUCAACAUCACACGGCUCUCAGCACAGGUCGAUGAACAUGACGGGCAAUAACUAUGGAAACAUGGAUGCAAACGACACACUUUACAAUCUUAUGCAAAACAGCCACGGCCGCUGAUUGUCAUAUGUUUCACACGGAACAUUACGUUCUGUUUUUUUUUUUUUUUUUACUAUUGAAGUU